This is a messenger RNA of Lentinula edodes (shiitake mushroom), 2235 nucleotides long. Its product is annotated as P-loop containing nucleoside triphosphate hydrolase protein. The record is from RefSeq and is a predicted model, not a curated record. NCBI's taxonomy places the organism in Eukaryota, Fungi, Basidiomycota, Agaricomycetes, Agaricales, Omphalotaceae. Bases 111 to 2195 code for a protein of 694 amino acids. Gene Ontology annotation, molecular function: ATP hydrolysis activity; ATP binding. The transcript has 12 exons.
AUGAACUUUCGGAGUUCAUUCGGGGUUGAUAGGAGACGGACUACGCCUCCUGUAAUAUAAAAGAAGAACAUCAUAUAUGCGAAAGGCCAAACCCCCGUCCUUCAACUCUAAUGCAUAGGAGAAUCUCUUCGUUUGCGAAGUCUUCUGGGAAAGUGCCAAGUUCGGCCCACACUGACGAGAAGGACACUGAUUCCACAGCCUCUACCAUUGUCCAUGAGGCAGUCGCUCCCCCUUCCCUCAAAAUCAAACGAGUGGAUCACUACUACAGCCGAUGGUAUAAGGCAUGGAGAUAUAGGAACACUAGCUCUACAAUUACUGUGGAGUCUGUUCCUCUAAUCAAUCGAGGGGAAAAUGAUCCUUGGAAGGAUUAUUUGUUUGUCAUUGUACGAAGACUUCCUGAUAGCAAUGCUACCGGUAGCAAGGAACCGAGCUUCAGGUUCGUUGUGAAGAGCGAAUACAUUCUCAAGGCGUGUAAGGAUGUUAUCCAGUCCUGGCCUGGAAUCUCUUGGAACAGUGAUCCACUUGAAAUUGACCCAGAGAUUUUUCUCACAUUUUUGGACGAGUUCAUUGCCUAUCGCGAUGAAUUAGCUUCCAAGUAUAAGAAAUCAGAUAUCGACACAUACGUCCUUCAAUCAGUCGACGUUCUUCUGAAGUGUCUUCAGACGGAUUACGCCAACACCAUUGCCACCAUUCAAAAGCUCAAAGCUCACGGCGAGAUUACCAGCAAGUUACUUUAUUCCAUUCUUGUCCCUCGUUCUAUCUUUGUCGCUCGUUGUGCAAUCACUGGCAAUCAUCGUCUCUUCAAACUCAUCUCUUACAGCCAUGUGAUGAUUGAUGAUAAACCGCGAUGCAUUCGCCUCGACCUGGAGAGCAUUGAUUUGGUUGAUAGACACGUUUCGCAAACUGUGGGUGCAGGUAGAGUCCGUACCGUUGUUGCCCUCAACGCGUUCGAUGGGACCGUUAAGAUUCAAGAUCUCGAUGUGUACCCUCUGAAGUUUCACCCUGAAUGUGAGAGCCUUCGGGUUUCCAUCUUGAGCAGGGCAAAGAAAUGGGUUGACUUGAUUGGGGUGCAUCACAAGGAAUUCGAUGGCGUAGCCGCCAUCAAACACGAAAAGCGCUUGAUUAGGCAAACUGUGAAAGGCCGUAUCAUGAUUGAUAGAGUCACCUUUCGCCGCUUCAAUCCAAAUUACCAAUAUCCAGAAACCUUUCAGGACGAAGCAAUUAUCAAUGAUACUAGCGAUCGAGCCGCCAAUGCUGACGAAUUUUCGAAUGGAACCCUUGUCUAUGCACGCUCAGGGACGGACAACGAAUCCGGAGAAGCGAACAGGUUCACAGAAGAGGAACUGCUUCUGACACCGACAACAGUGUAUGGAUUCAGCCUUUCUGACAAGCUUUGGUUGGAAUUCGAUGUUGAGAGGAUUACUGAUGUCGAUUGGAAUCAGGAUGCCUUUUCUAACCUAGUUUUACCAGAGGAUAGGAAAGAUCUUCUCCAAUCCCUAGUCGAAGCUCAUCACCUUAAGGUUGGAUUUGAUGAUUUUAUCAAGGGAAAAGGUCAAGGUCUUGUAAUAAACCUUUUUGGGCCUCCUGGUGUUGGGAAAACCUUUUCCGCCGAGGCUACGAGCGAGCAUGUCAAGCAGCCACUUUACCUCAUCGGAGCUGGAGAUCUUGGGACCACCGCCGCAAACUUGGACCUCGCGCUCGAGCGAGUGUUUGAGGUUGCGACUGCUUGGAAAGCGAUUGUCCUCAUUGACGAAGCGGAUGUAUUCCUUGAGCAACGUUCAUUGCAUGAUCUUGAACGUAAUGCGAUGGUCGCUGUCUUCUUGAGACAUGUCGAAUACUACCGUGGGAUCCUCUUCCUAACCACUAAUCGAGUCAAGGCAUUUGAUGAAGCAUUCCUCUCUCGGAUUCAUGUCGCCCUCCACUUCCACGAACUUCCAUUUGAAUCAAAGAUACAAGUGUGGACCGCGUUCAUCGCCAAGGUUGGAGCCACUGCUGCCGUUAACCCUGAGCAGCUUCGUCUUCUUGCGAUGAGGAAUGUGAACGGCAGACAGAUCAAAAACGCUGCACGCACUGCACAAUCCCUUGCUGUUGGAAGAGGCGAACCGCUUUCGUUCAAACAUUUCCUGUCUACCUUGGAUGCAAUGGAUGACUUCACUGCGAAGUUUGAAGCUAUUCGUGCGAGAAACGAGGAAUGAAAGUCUAAAUAGUCUAGAUAGCAUCUAGUUUUUGGAAUGC